Molecule: messenger RNA, 1239 nt
Organism: Malassezia restricta
Lineage: Eukaryota; Fungi; Basidiomycota; Malasseziomycetes; Malasseziales; Malasseziaceae
Product: peptide chain release factor 1
Exons: 1
Coding region: 1-1239 (412 amino acids)
Biological process (GO): translational termination
Molecular function (GO): translation release factor activity
Source: RefSeq, a predicted model, not a curated record
AUGGCACGCCGCGUAGCGGCGCAUCUGGCUCGACGGCUGCCCGUGCAGUUGCGCACGUUUAGCUUGAGCCGUUGUAAAUCCAAUGUAGUGGAAAAGCUUGCAUCGUCCAUGAUGGCGGAACGAGAAAAGCUCCUGGAGAAUAUGCACGCCACCAGCGUCCCAGCCCAGCGUAUCAAAGAUCUGGAGGCCGUGCACAAAGCUUGGACAGCAUGGAGUGAACGAAUGCGGAGCUUGCAAGAAACACAAAAGCUAUUUGAGACAGAGAAAGAUAAGGAUUUGCUCGAGAUGGCUGAAUCAGAACUUGCCAGCGUACGAGAAGAAGCAGAGGCUCGAUACGAGGCCCUCAAACGGCAGAUUCUGACCAACACACGCAGCAUCAAGAGCAAAGGUGCUAUUAUGGAGCUAAAGCAAGGUGUCGGUGGGCAGGAAUCCUGCCUUUUUCUUGGCGAGAUGCUGCGCAUGUACAUGAAAUUCUGCGAGACACGUUCUCAGCGAGCCUUGGAAGAGAACGAUCCAGGCAUGUUGGGAGCAGGAUGGAGCACCGAGCUGUUGGCAGCUACGCCUGCUGAUGUAUCCACAACCAGUGGCUCGGGUGAUGCAUUCAAAGAGGCGAUCUUGCAGGUACAUGGUCCCAACGCAUUUGAAGCGCUGCGCUUUGAAGCUGGUGUGCAUCGUGUGCAGCGCAUUCCUGCUACUCAAAAUCUCGGAAAACUGCAGACCAGUACUAUGGCCAUCAUCGUGUUGCCGAUGCAGGAAGAAAAUGAUGCUAAAGAUAUCAUCGAUCCAAAAGACGUGCGGAUAGAGACUAUGCGCGCCCGUGGCUCUGGUGGUCAGCACGUCAACCGAACCGAAUCUGCAGUACGACUUACGCAUGAACCCUCGGGUAUCACCGUGUCGAUGCAGGAUUCGCGCAGUCAGCAUCAAAACCGCACGAAAGCAUGGGAGGUGCUUCGUGCACGCCUGCUAGACCAGCACUUGCAGAAGGAGGCCAGCGAAAAUCGCGCCAUGCGUCGGUCGCAGGUGGCCAGUGCGGAUCGCAGCGAGCGUGUCCGGACGUACAACUUUCCUCAGGACCGCGUGACAGACCACCGCAUUGGUGUCUCGCUUUCGGACAUUCACGGGUUCAUGGACGGUGAUGAUAGUAGUGGCACAGGUCUCGCGUACCUUAUUGAGGAGCUUAUGGCCAAGGAAGACGACCUGCAUCUGCACGCACUGCUCCAGGCACAAGAGACCAUAUAG